Messenger RNA from Glycine soja, 853 nucleotides. Its product is annotated as nuclear transcription factor Y subunit B-6-like. The transcript is spliced from 2 exons. Gene Ontology annotation, cellular component: CCAAT-binding factor complex. Gene Ontology annotation, molecular function: RNA polymerase II cis-regulatory region sequence-specific DNA binding; protein heterodimerization activity; DNA-binding transcription activator activity, RNA polymerase II-specific. Lineage: Eukaryota; Viridiplantae; Streptophyta; Magnoliopsida; Fabales; Fabaceae. The record is from RefSeq and is a predicted model, not a curated record. Bases 135 to 659 code for a protein of 174 amino acids. Gene Ontology annotation, biological process: regulation of transcription by RNA polymerase II.
AGCCGAUUCAUGAAUACUCUCACUGCACAUGCAUCCUCUCCUCUCUCUUCAUAAACACAGCUUCAUAGACCCUUUCUCAAACCUAACUUGCACUACCAACCACUAGCCAGCAAGAGUUUCACGGGUGUAACAUAAUGGCGGGAGUGAGGGAGCAGGACCAGUAUAUGCCGAUAGCAAACGUGAUAAGGAUCAUGCGGAGGAUUCUACCGGCGCACGCGAAGAUCUCGGACGACGCGAAGGAGACAAUCCAGGAGUGCGUGUCGGAGUACAUAAGCUUCAUCACGGCAGAGGCGAAUGAGCGAUGCCAGCGCGAGCAGCGAAAGACGGUGACUGCAGAGGACGUGCUGUGGGCGAUGGAGAAGCUCGGCUUCGACAACUACGCCCACCCUCUCUCUCUUUACCUUCACCGCUAUCGCAAGACCGAAGGCGAACCCGCUUCCGCCAGACGUGCUUCUGCAUCUGCAUCCCCAUCGAUGCAGAUGCACCCACGCACACACCCACACUCACAUCCACCUAAUUAUUCUCAUCAUGGCUUCGGAAUGUUUGACUUUGACCCAUCAUCGCAAGGGUUUUACAGGGAUGAUGCAUCUAGUUCUGGCUCUGGUGGAUUUGUUGCCAGUUUUGAUCCUUAUGCUAACAUCAAACGUGAUCCCCUGUGAACAACUCUUAUAUGUCAGAACAAGUGCAUGCAUACAUGUUUCACUUGGUUAGUUAAUUAGUUAUAUUCAAGCGCAUGCAGAUGUAGGUGUGCAACUUUUUUAUUAGCUUAAUUUAUUUACAAGUCUUUAUUUACUCUAUGCUUGUUAUGCUUUAUUUAGAGACAAUACUACUUAUUAUUCAUUUUUAUGCUCAA